AUGGUCGUUAUGGAAGAAGAUUGGAGAUCUAUUUCGUCUCACUCGAGUGAAGGAAAACCCUCAGGCCCCCCUGGAGCGAAUAGAUUGACAUUUGGGGUCGAGCUUGGGCUCUUGAUCGCUUGUCGACCCUCACCGGGAGCCCCGGACCCUGACUCAGAUGACCCUCGUUCGAUCGACGGGAUUGUCGAAGCCCGCCAAUACAGGGGCAACGAUUGGGAGGAUAGGCAGGGACAAGUUCAAAAGAACGUCGGCAAGUUUCUUAAAAGCGCUGGAUUGAUGAACGUAAACGACGGUCAAAAGAAUCCUAAAAUGCAAGAUUGGAUUGUGAAGGAUGACAUCAGUUUAAACGCGGACGCGGCAGGAUAUGACUUUAUGCAAGUAGAGAUUGUAUCACCGCCAUUCUAUUCAUCAAAAGAGGCUGUAAGUCAGGUAGGUGCAGUGUGCGAUUUGCUUACAUCCAAGUACCGGAUUGUGUGUAACGAGACCACAGGGUUGCAUUGCCAUGUUGGGUACGGGAAUCAUGGAUUUUCACCACGCGUACUUUCCAAUAUUUUCGCAACCAGCUGGACAUUCUAUCCUCUUUUAGACAGCCUUCAUCCAUCUCGUCGUCGAGGAGAUCACCCCCAAAAAGAGAAAUCAUACUCUCCUAGUAUUAAAAACUUUUCACAUCUCGCAGUCGAUGUACAAGAUCUCCCAGAUAGAAACAUGGCCGGCCUUAAAACGAUACUCGAGACUCGAGGUAACGUAGGUCCCCAAGAAAUCUUGCAUCUAAUGCAGCCAGCAGUUGCCGGUUACGGUCGUCUAGCCUACAACAUCAGCAACAUAGCGGCGUGGUUCGACUUUACUUUGGCAGCAGCGUUUGGUAACCCGCGCAUAAAGAAGACCAUUGAAUUCCGACAGCAUGAAGGAACCCUUGCGAGCCGAAGGAUCAAGAGUUGGAUCAACGUGUGCCAGGGACUGGUCAGAUUCGCUGAGAGGGUUGAUGAUGCUGCGCUUGAUAAGUUUCUGCUGAGGCACAUUAACGAUAAUCAGGACACCGACUACACGGCUAUUGAUCUACUGAAAGCAAUUGCUCUACCCGACGAGGCAGCAUUCUACAAACAGUGGUUCCAAGAACAUCCUGGAUGGCUUGAUCCUCCAUCUCCUGCCUCUGAGAGUGAGCCCUCCGGUGCGGAUGAUUAUGUAGAGGCAUUUCCUCUAACUCCUGAGGCUCUACGAGAUUUAGGCUAUAACGCCAAAUCCGAGUCUGAUUCUCCUGAGAAGCCCGUCUUUAAAAUCAUGAAGGAUAUUGAUGAAACAGAAUCAGGACCUUCAGGACCUUCAGGUCCUCCUCGACGCCAGGGCAUCCGAGUACUGGACUGGGAUACGGAAUCUAAUCCUGAGCCUUCAAAAAGUCCACCUAAAUCUAAGCCUUUAGAAGAUUCACAUGUUCCAGUCCUCGUCCGAGGAGUGGACUGGGAUACGGAAUCCAACCCCGAGCCUUCAAAAAGUCCAUCUAAAUCUGAGCCUUCAGAAGGUUCACCUGUUCCAGUCCUCGUCCGAGGAGUGGACUGGGAUACGGAAUCCAACCCUGAACCCUCAGAAGGUGAGGAGGUGUCUAACCCUGAUACCGAGUCCAACUCUGAUACUUCAGGAGAUCCACCUACUUCAAGACAGGUUGACGACGACGACUUAUUAGACUUUGUAAAUUGA
Messenger RNA from Hymenoscyphus albidus, 1692 nucleotides. NCBI's taxonomy places the organism in Eukaryota, Fungi, Ascomycota, Leotiomycetes, Helotiales, Helotiaceae. The record is from the annotation of a GenBank genome assembly.